Molecule: messenger RNA, 608 nt
Organism: Aureobasidium pullulans EXF-150
Lineage: Eukaryota; Fungi; Ascomycota; Dothideomycetes; Dothideales; Saccotheciaceae
Exons: 2
Coding region: 81-548 (155 amino acids)
Source: RefSeq, a predicted model, not a curated record
UGGCGAUGAGAAGGAUUUAGAAAACGAGUCGUGAAGCGUACUUGGCAGGCACCCGAGGUAACCGACGAGUGAUCCUUUCAAUGGGCGACCUGACGACCUUUUGUCUAUUCUCGAGGAACAGCUGUCUAAAUUUGAACAUAUUCAGGAAUCAAUUCAGUCAAGCGCUUCGAAAAUGGCCGGACCAGACGGGAAGUUUGACUGCGAAAAGGGUGGCGGUGAGAUUCUCGAAGCCGACCCGAGGAGCACCAUCGACACUCGUCUACACCUUCAUGAACCGUUCCACGUCGCGAAAGCAGGCGCGAUGCUGCAAGCCAGCGGCGCCCUUUCCUUCCUCAGCGCUUUGUGCGUGGACGCCCCGAGUCGACUGCUCAUCAUCGCUCAGCGUACCCUUCAUCACAUCCGCACUGCUGUCGUACCUCGCUGGAGUGGCAUUCGUAAUCUAUGCCGCCCGUAGCGCUGGGGUGCGAUGGGGAUAUAUAUUCUUCAAAACGUUCGUCUGGACAGAUGGUUGCAUGAAGGUCGACUCUUCCUGUCUAAUGCUUGCUUGAGUAAUCAUGCCGUAUGGGAUCGUCAGUCAGAGCCGUAAACGUCCCGAUAACAUUGUCCUA